AAGUUCGUUGGCGCUCCUUUGGCUGCCGAUUUCGACGCAGACGGCUUGAUAGAAUUGCUUGUGCCAAUUUGUCGAAAGGAAGAUUGCAAGCAGGUGACGGAAUUUGCUAACUGGCAGUAUAAUCGCGGAUGGAGCACGAACGCGUUCGAUUUGCAGAAUUUCAACAUCUUAUCGGAUGAGGACUCCUUGAUGCUUUUCCGAGUUGGAGACUUCUCACUCGAUGGCUACCCGGAUCUUGUGGCAACUUUGGUUGAAAAACAGAGCCUUGGUCAGAUCAAGGCAAGUAUUUUAGUCAUUGAUAAUAUUUUGUGCACAAAUUGCGACCGUAAUGGAACGAGGAGGUUCGAGAUAAACAAGAGUAUCUUCAUCCAACCGAAGGAAGUAGCUUUGGGAGAAAUCAAGAUGGCAUCAUUCUUCGAUCUGAAGGAGGAUGGAAACUUGGAUAUCCUAAUUGAAUACAAGCCAUUUGAAGGAGAUACGAAGUUCAGCUUCAUCCCUUGUGACGACAAGGGCGAUGUCACGUUUCUCAAGGUCACGGUGUUCACAAACGUUUGCGGUAAGCACUGCAAACCGUCACCAAAAGAACUGGGCUCUGGUGUCAGCUGGGGCGGGGCUUGUGCAAGCUUCAGCAUGUCUGAUGGAUGGGGUGGAUCAUUGAAAAGUUCGGCAUGUCAAAUUCCUGCUGGAACGCAUCGUGCGCUGGCGCCGCCUUAUGUUCUAUUCGGUCUUGGCAGAAGUCCUAACUUCGUAGAUGAGCUUACUAUUGGUGCGCCGCUCUACAAUGAGGCCUUGAACGCUCGGCAGCACACGCUGAAGCAGAUAGUACCGAACUCGAGGAUUGUUGUUAUACCUCCGGCCGAAGGCGGCUCACAGUGGCUCACGCGACUGUAUGUCACCCCAUCACAGCUCAUUCUUCAGGUU
Molecule: messenger RNA, 921 nt
Organism: Ostertagia ostertagi
Lineage: Eukaryota; Metazoa; Nematoda; Chromadorea; Rhabditida; Trichostrongylidae
Source: the annotation of a GenBank genome assembly